AUGCAAUUAAUUACAAUUCUUUCUUGCUUGAUUCUUGCUGUAACUAUCCUAUCGGUUCAAAUGCGUCCACAUGGAGGCCAAUAUGAUCGAAGACCACCAUUCGGUAAUGGUACAUUUCAUUUUAGUGGAACUUUUGCACCAUCCAGAAAUCACACUGAUCAUCAACAUAAUGGUUUUCGUCCACAACAUGGACAUGAAGAUGGUAGUGAUUUUCGUCCACAACGUGGACAUGAAGAUGGUAGUGAUUUUCGACCAGGAAAACAUGGUGGUGGUGGUCAUCCAUGA
This is a messenger RNA of Rotaria sordida, 285 nucleotides long. The record is from the annotation of a GenBank genome assembly. NCBI's taxonomy places the organism in Eukaryota, Metazoa, Rotifera, Eurotatoria, Philodinida, Philodinidae.